This is a messenger RNA of Strigops habroptila (Kakapo), 1984 nucleotides long. RefSeq names its product replication factor C subunit 3 (gene RFC3). The transcript has 9 exons. The record is from RefSeq and is a predicted model, not a curated record. The coding region runs from base 114 to 1184 and encodes 356 amino acids. Gene Ontology annotation, cellular component: nucleus; DNA replication factor C complex. NCBI's taxonomy places the organism in Eukaryota, Metazoa, Chordata, Aves, Psittaciformes, Psittacidae. Gene Ontology annotation, molecular function: ATP hydrolysis activity; DNA binding; DNA clamp loader activity. Gene Ontology annotation, biological process: DNA-templated DNA replication; DNA repair.
GCCGCUCGCUUCCGCUCCCUCCGCGGCCGCUACUGCCGCUUGUCCCUCGGCGGCUGCCGUAUCGGCCGCUCGUCCCGCCGGUGAGGGCCGGUUACGCGCGCGUUUGAACCGCCAUGAGCCUGUGGGUGGACAAGCACCGUCCCGCGUCCCUCGGCAGGCUGGACUACCACCGCGAGCAGGCGGCGCAGCUCCGCAACCUGGUUCAGUGUGGUGACUUCCCUCAUCUGUUGGUGUAUGGACCAUCAGGAGCUGGAAAAAAGACAAGAAUAAUGUGUCUGUUAAGGGAAUUAUAUGGUGCAGGAGUGGAAAAACUGAGGAUUGAGCAUCAAAGUAUAACGGCACCUUCUAAAAAGAAAAUUGAAAUUAGCACCAUUGCGAGUAAUUAUCACCUUGAAGUUAACCCAAGUGAUGCGGGAAACAAUGAUCGUGUGGUGAUUCAGGAACUCUUGAAGACAGUAGCACAAUCCCAACAGCUUGAGACGAGCACUCAGCGAGAUUUUAAAGUGGUGCUGUUAACAGAAGUCGACAAACUCACUAAAGAUGCUCAGCAUGCUUUGCGAAGAACAAUGGAGAAGUACAUGGCGACCUGCAGGUUGAUCCUGUGCUGCAACUCUAUGUCAAAAAUUAUAGGACCUAUUCAGAGCAGAUGCCUGGCUGUACGAGUGCCUGCUCCCAGCAUUGAAGAUAUCUGCCAUGUCUUGUCCACUGUGUGUAAGAAAGAAGGCCUGACUCUUCCGCACGAACUGGCUCAAAGGCUUGCAGAGAAAUCUGGCAGGAAUCUUCGGAAAGCACUACUUAUGUGCGAGUCCUGCAGGGUACAACAGUAUCCUUUUACUGCUGAUCAGGACAUUCCUGAGAUGGACUGGGAAGUUUAUUUGAGAGAAACUGCAAAUGCUAUUGUUAGUCAACAGACACCACAAAGGCUUUUAGAGGUCCGUGGACGGCUUUAUGAACUCCUGACACACUGCAUUCCUCCUGAGAUUAUAAUGAAGGGCCUCCUGACAGAACUUCUAAGUAACUGUGAUGGACAACUGAAAGGAGAAGUUGCACAGAUGGCGGCCUUCUAUGAACACCGCCUGCAACUGGGCAGCAAAGCCAUUUAUCAUCUGGAAGCGUUUGUUGCAAAAUUUAUGGCAAUUUACAAGAAAUUUAUGGAGGAUGGACUAGAUGACAUGAUGUUCUAACUGAUGCCAAAGUCAUACACAGAAUGUUGUGUCACAGUGCCAGUAAUGUUGCAAACGUCUACUUGUCCAUGCUUGAUUGAAUGUAGGUCUAGUUCAAAGUCAGAUAUUUUAUUUUGAUAUUAAUGUAAAAUGAAGUGAAAUAAAAACCAAUGUUUGUUCAAUUUUAGAAACCAGAUGAAUUGUUUGACAACCAUAAAUCCAUCUUUAGAUCCAUAGGAAAUGCAUUAGCCUUUGGAAAGACAAGUUGCCUUGGAAGAUAUGUAAGAUCAUAGUUGCUUUGCAGUAUUUGUAAGCUGACAUUAAGGAGAGAGAACAUGGAUGCUGCACUCUUGCUUUUUGAUUGUUCAUGGGCAAGGCUGUAAGCAAAAGAUGUUUUUUCCAUGUUCUGGUAAGUUCCAGUUUGAGCAUGUAUGUUCUGCCUACUGAAUUACACAUAUUGUUGUCUGCCUGGCUUGUAUUUUAGCCACACCGUUUUCUGACAUGUGCUGACACAGUGUUUUCUGACUCUUGCUUAUAUGCAGUUGCAUAGAUAUUGUGGAUGAGUUGCUUGUAAAGCAGUUCGACAACAUGGAACACUUCAUUUAGAAGCAAUAUACCUAUGUACAGCAAGCCCCCUUGCUGUCUGACUCUGUUUCAAGUUCACCUCAACAUACGUAAUGCUGUUCAGGUAAUGAUUAUUCCUUUGACUGUGGUUUAACCAGGGUGAGGUUUCAGCUUUUAUCAGUUUAGGAAGUGAAAGAAUAUUUGUUACGUGACAUUUCUAAAAUGGCAAAAUAAAUUGUAAAAAUAUGAACAACAAA